CUCGAUUACUGUAUUUCCGAUGUGCUGUGUUGGGAAAUCCUUAGUAACGAAAGAGUUAACGGUGGUGCCUCUGCUAUGGUUCUUUUUAGGAAAAGCGCCUGAGAGACAGAGGGAUGCCGAGCUAGGAUAGGAAAUAUAAUACUGCAGAUCACUCUGAAGGAGGAAAACGCAACAUGGAAGGCUGUGGAAUGUAUCGCCUCGUUGCGGAUUUUAUUUGAUGUGAAUACCUGAAAUCAAAAAUCUUGAUAUACAUUUAUUUAAAGCUGAAUAAUGCGGCUGGAAAUGAGCAGGUCCGCAGCCCUCCUGCUCUGUUUACUGGGCUGUAAUGUCUGGAAAGCGGUAACCAAAACCUUGCAAGAAGAAAACGCUGCUAAAGAGGUUACACUGAAAGUCCACGUAGGUGAUGCAAGUACUCAUCAGCCCAUAGCUGGAGCCACCAUCGAAAUUUUUAUCAACCAGACCUCCCUCACCUCAGAAACCUCGGGAGCAGAUGGCAACGCCUUUAUUAAAUUUAACUACAGAGUCGGCACCCUAUUGAUUGUCACGGCAACCAAGCAGGGCUAUGUGCCAAACUCUGCACCAUGGCGACCAACCAGAUUACCAGUGUUUUCAUCUUUGAGCCUUGACUUGCUUCCUGAGAGAUCUGCUACAUUAAUGGUGUAUGAAGACAUUGUCCAAAUUGUCUCUGGAUUUCAAGGAGCAAGGGUCCAGCCUAGGGUUCAGUUUCAAAGAAGAGCACUAAGCUUGCCCCAGAACUCCACCUACAGCAACCUCACUGCCUUUCUCACUGCAGCCUGCUCUCCAUGGGAGGUAGACAGUUUCCCUUAUUUACAGGGACUUGAUGGGAAUAGGACAGGAAACAGCAGCAGGUUUGAGCUGACCCCUGUCACAGCAGUCAGCAUUCAUCUGCUCGGGAAUGACGGGACUGAAAUCCCAGUCAACGGGCCGAUCUACGUCACUGUGCCUCUACCCGCCAAUAGCAACCUGAAGGAGAAUAAUCACAUUCCAGUGUGGAGCUUCGACCAGAAACUCGGGGCCUGGUUGAAAAGCAGCUUGGGCUUUGUACAAAAGGAAGGCAAUCAGCUCACGUUGACGUACAUUGCUCCACAUUUGGGGUACUGGGUGGCAGCCAUGUCUCCACUGAAUACAGGUCCUGUGGUGGCUAAAGACAUCAGCACCUACCACACAGUCUUUCUGCUGGCUAUUCUAGGUGGGAUGGCUGUCAUUCUACUGGUCUUGCUCUGCUUACUGCUUUAUUACUGCAGGAGAAAAUGUUUAAAACCACGACAACACCACAGAAAACUACCGGUGUCUUCUGCCCUGGAAGGUUCGAAGAAGGACCAGGCCACCUCUAUGUCUCAGCUGCAUUUGAUCAGUGAGGUGCACAUGGAAAUAGUCUCGUCAAGCGGGGAAGCUGACAUGCGCACGCCGAUGCUUAAACCUUCAUACAAUACAUCACAGGACUUCAGUUCCAGAGAGGAAUUAAUGUCACAACAUGAAGACCGAGAGAAAAGCAGAAGCUCCUUGAACAACCUCACGCAUCGAGGAACUUUAUUGAAGGAGUAUCACAAAUCAAUGGAGACGUUUCAUUUAAAGUCAACUGGAUCUAAUGAACCCUCCGAAGGCUAUGAAUCACCUGCACGGGAUAAGUAUCGAAGAAGCUAUAACUCUGUUUCUUCUCAGCCCGUAUUGGAAAAAAGGGAGAGACAAGUGCAGGCUUCUGUGAACCAUUUGUCUACAGAAAGCAAAAGCAGCACACGUGAAGCAGCAUACCAGCCACCCUGCACGCCCAGCCAAGAGCAAGUAAUGGACCGGAGACCACCAGACUACUUGAUGUCAAGAUCUGUUGACCACCUGGAAAGACCGACCUGUUUCCCCCAUACCAGUCAGUUGAUCUGCUGUAGCUCUGUGGACCAGGUGAAUGAAGGCGUGUACAGGAAAGGGCUACCCACGCUGGUCAUUCCUGCCCACUACAUGAAGCUGCCAGGAGAGCAUCCUUUUGCUGGUCAGCCUCUGCUCCUCCAGACUGAGCACCAGAGCGAUCUUGAAAGACUUCAAGCAGAACUUUCUGCUUCCCAUCAGCCUUUACUCCAGCAACCGCCUGAGCCCAUGCAGCUGUCCGCUCAGGAUACGUCUCAGCAGAAUCUCCUGGACCCACAAGGCACAGACUGGAACCUGCAGUCCACUUCCAUGUCGGAGUCCAUGUCAAUCCCGCCGUCCCUCAGUGAGUCCGGUCUUGUCCAGAUGAAUGGGGAGGUGCAGCUGUUGGCAGAAAAGACGCUCAUGGAGCUGCGAGGGGGAAAGCCCUUGCCUCACCCAAGAGCCUGGUUCGUCUCCCUGGACGGCCGAUCCAACGCUCACAUCCGGCACUCUUACAUCGACCUCCAAAGAGCCGGAAAGAAUGGAAGCAACGAUGCCAGUUUGGACUCCGGAGUUGAUAUGAACGAACCAAAAUCUGCCAGGAAAAAUAGAAUUGGGGCUAGAGAAAGGAAAAUUCCUAAAGUCAUGGCUUACACACAGCUGGUAUACGUUGAUGACGUGGAGCAAAACGGCAGCGAAAAUGUAAGUGCCGUCUACAGCCCUGAGGACAACGCACUAGGGCCUCUUCUGGAUGGGACCCCUGGGCCUGAAGAUGACAUGGUUUCACCCGAGCAACAGCAGGACACUGUAAACAGAACUGUAGAAGCUGAGCCAGAACUGGAGUCGGAACUGCCCACCAGCCCUGAGCAUGAUACUCCCUGCAACGACGACAGCGGGGAAGACGAAAACAAAAAGAGCCCUUGGCAAAAGAGGGAGGAAAGGCCGCUGAUGUCUUUUAAUCUAAAAUGAGGAUUUACAGCUCCUUCCUGCUGGAGAUACAAAAUGACAAAUUCAAACAAGUUGCCAAAUAUAGUUUUCAGAAAGUGCUAUUCUAGGAAACAAACUGCUAUCUCGAAACGAAACAAAAAUGGACGAGGUUAGAGGUUAUAUGCACAACUGCUAUGCCUUUUAAAAUUACAAAACUCGUAAGGGAAAACAACCAUGCAAAGGACAAAUAGCUUUACAUAUAUAUUUUGUGAUUGAUCAACAGCUGGGUUGAACAAUACAUGACCCUUGUUUUUGACCCCUAUCUACCCUAUAGCAGCAGCAGUUGGACGCUGCAUUGCCAUUUUAAAAAGUUCAUGUAAAGUUUGAAUUGACCAUUUUAAUACUGUGUCUGAACACAAGUAUACAUUAUGCUAAUGAGUGGCCAUGCAUUGCUUUUUUAGUAACGUGUAGCUUAUGAUGCCUUUUUGACGAUUCUUUAUUUUAGUUGUAAACAUUUUGCAGGUAUUUUAUUUGAAUAGUUUUAUGUUUUUUAUUUUAUUUUUUUCUGGCUAAAAGCCAAGUUGAAACUCAAAUCAACAAAAGCCUUUAUCUGAAACCAAACCAAACCUCCAGAAUCUACUUCCAUAGUUUCCAAGUGCCUUUUCCAUAUACAGACCCUACUUCAAGGGACUCGCCCAAAGCAGUUCCCUUUUCUUUUCACUCACAAACAGUUUUUUUUGUUUUGUUUUGUUUUGUUUUUUGUUUUGGUUGCAUGCAGUAAAUUGUCAACUGAGCUUUUAAUUUUCAAUUUGAAUACCAAUGUAUGCUGUAGUUAGCCAUGUGCUCAGUAGUACUGUGGAUUCUGUUUGACUACAGGUAAACUAUGGGACAAUUUGAGGAUCUUCAUGUAGCCAAGAAUGAAGGUUAUGUAUGUGUAUGUGUGGUUUUUACUGUCCUGAAGUUUAAGGCGGACACAGUCCCUUUGCUGUUCUAUCUGGGAGCUGUGGAAUGGUUAUGAAGCGUGAGUGUUCUGACAGUGAUUGAGAACAUGUGAUCCUUCUGUACCAUCUUAACAGUGCCAGAAUGACAGUCUGUCUGGUUGCUUGUGUAUCUGAGACUUAUUAUGCAGAAUAAAUAAAAAAACAAACUACACAAGA
Molecule: messenger RNA, 3944 nt
Organism: Acipenser ruthenus (sterlet)
Lineage: Eukaryota; Metazoa; Chordata; Actinopteri; Acipenseriformes; Acipenseridae
Gene: fam171a1
Product: family with sequence similarity 171 member A1
Exons: 8
Coding region: 271-2829 (852 amino acids)
Biological process (GO): regulation of cell shape; stress fiber assembly
Cellular component (GO): plasma membrane
Source: RefSeq, a predicted model, not a curated record